AUGCCUCCAAAGUCAAUGGAGAUUGACUUUGGUAGGCGCAUUCGUGGCCCACGUGGCAGCAGCGGCGGCGUGGCACAGAUUUUCACCAAGGACGAUGGAGCGGGGGCACCGCCUCUUUCGUUGAUCACAACAAAUGCAGCUUCAAGGUCGCUUGCGCCCAAAGUGCUGCCACCCCUAACGCAAAGCUCGUAUGCUCCCUUAGCAGUCUGGCCUUCGAAACACAAGCGUGCCACGGUAGGAUCAAAAGCACCUUUAGCAGUGCAGCUGGAGGCGUUUGUUCGCAGGGAGCACCGGCUCUAUUUGCGCGAUCAUCCUGAAUGUGCGCAUGCUGAUACGUUGCACAUAGUGAGGGAAGCAUUCUCUGUUCUAAUUGAACACUUUUUAGAGUACAGAGGAAUCCUAUCCUUCAUCCGGGAUGAGUACGAGGCGACAUUCGAUGAGGUUGCCCAGGAAGUAAAGCGCUUGCGAACUCUUAACCUUGAAAACGAGAGCGAUCGUAGUCUCCAUGUGAUGGAGCUCAUGCGACAACGCGAAAGUUUCACGACAAUCAUUAGUAAUCAGCAGGCACAGCUGCGCGCGACUCAAGGGUUGGUUCACUCCCUCCGGGAGCAAGUGGCAGCUUACGAGCAUUCCAACAGCACGCUCACUGCCCAAUUGUCACAAAAGACGGAAGAGUGCAAGGAGGCUACACAGAGGUCUAAGAUGCUAGCAAAUGCCAUGAUUGAGGAAGCGUCUCGCAGUUCCCAUUUCAUGGAGAUCCACAAAACAGAUGAACGGGAGAUAGGUCGGCUGGGCGUCCAGGUGAAUUCUCUAAAGGAGAAGCUAGACGACGCGGAUAAACGCUUUAAUGUCCUUAUGAAGCAAAUGAUGUUUGGCACUGCGCGUCCAUUCAAGUGCGAGAAGACAGAAAAGAAGGACGCAGAUAAGAUCGCCCCCAUCACCGACGAUGAGACUAAGAGCGAGGGAAAAGAGCCCGAUGUCUCUAUUGCGGCUCUGCAACGCCGCAUCGACGACUUGCUCUUUGCCUACGAGCGUCUCAAGCUAAGGACUGAGGAGGCGGAAAAGAAGAGUGUCUCGGGGCCGGGUGAAAGCGGCGUGCGGGAGAAGACGCCCGAGGAACGACACUCAGAUACCUCUAACGCCGUAGCUUCGGUCACCUCGAGUGGGCUUAUUCAGUCAUGGCUGCUGCAGGAGAACCUCACAGAAGCUGAACUUGAUGCGUAUGACUAUCUGCUGCCACCAGGGAACUUUGAAGAAGAUCCACUUGCGUUCCUUAAGGUGUGCCGUCCUGUUCGGAAUCUCCGUCUUAAGAAGGGCGAAGUGAUCAGCAUGCUCCGCAGUUUUUGGCUUUCUCGUCAGGCCCACCGCCAGGUAUCGUUGCGUCACUACUUUCUCGACUGGCUUCGUCAACAGGCUGGGACAGCGAAGGCUGCGGAAGAGAUUGGCGUCAAUAUGCUUCGCGUUUGUCAGCGAAACCAUGAAGACCCCGAGUGCCGCGCCACGCUGCUUGCUCUCCACUUCUUCCUACCUGAGGACGUGAUUGUUGCGUGGCAGAGGGAUAUUAGGGAGCUGGAAGAAGUGUGCCGUGACGCCCCGCGCACACUUGGGGGUAUGACCGAUAGUUCGCUCGUUGUUAAUGCCUUGCGAACUACCAUGCCUGAUAAGAAAUAUGUGCACAUGUUGCAGUUACGCCUCUAUCUGUGGCGCAUCAGUGAAGGAACAGGAAGGGUGUCUGUCGAUCUGCUCUUCGACAAGGAUAGUCAUUUUGUGUGCAUGCUGAAGAAACAACUUCUUUUUGAAGUGGAAGAGUUUACCCUUCAGGUUGUUGAGUCCAUUCGGUCAGCCUCAGAGGAUUCGAAGACGGUUCGACUUCAGGACAUAACGAAUAUUAUUAGUGCUCUGGACAGUGACAUUCCAAAAGGAACAUUGCACUGUCUUGUGGCAGAGGCAACUCUUUUGACCGCCAUGGAUGUUGCGACGGCGAGUGCGAGUUUCACUGUAAAGCUGCAGCCUGUUUUGCACCGAUUCAGGAGCUCAGUCUUGUUGAGGAGAACAACACCUUCGCUAGGAGAUAAUAUAGAAUCUGAUCUGACAACGUGUGAUGAUGGCGCUGCGGAGGACAAGCCGCCUACUGUUUCGGUGGACGCUUCUAGUUGA
Molecule: messenger RNA, 2157 nt
Organism: Trypanosoma grayi
Lineage: Eukaryota; Euglenozoa; Kinetoplastea; Trypanosomatida; Trypanosomatidae
Exons: 1
Coding region: 1-2157 (718 amino acids)
Cellular component (GO): cytoplasm
Source: RefSeq, a predicted model, not a curated record